Molecule: messenger RNA, 1092 nt
Organism: Scomber scombrus (Atlantic mackerel)
Lineage: Eukaryota; Metazoa; Chordata; Actinopteri; Scombriformes; Scombridae
Product: serine/threonine-protein kinase pim-2-like
Exons: 7
Coding region: 1-1092 (363 amino acids)
Biological process (GO): negative regulation of apoptotic process; regulation of mitotic cell cycle; protein autophosphorylation
Cellular component (GO): cytoplasm
Molecular function (GO): ATP binding; protein serine/threonine kinase activity
Source: RefSeq, a predicted model, not a curated record
AUGGUCAGCAAACUAGAGACCUCUGUCGAGAGACUUAGGGUCAGUAUUAGACCCAGCAGCAACACCAGUGUUAACAACUGCACCAGGACAAGCACCAGCAAAUACACUAGUAGCAUCAAACAGGCGCAGGUGUCUGCAGAGUACGUCCAGGAGCUGCUAACAAGGAAGAGGAAGGCCGGCAGUUGCGAGGGGCCGCCCAGAAAGAGGCAGAAGAUAUCUGAGCACCAGAGCUCCAGCAGCUGUUCAUUUCCACAAGUGAAGAAUCCAAACACUUACCCUAAAGUAAACACCAGCAAAGCUGAUUUUGGAGCAAAGUAUCUGCAGCUCAAGCAGAUCGGAAAAGCACCAAAUGGAUCCUUGUAUGCUGGCUGCCGAUUGAAGGAUACUUUUCCAGUGAUCAUCAAACACAUCAAUGCACCAGAUGCAAUCUCUGAAAUGGACGUGCAUAAGAUCACUACGGAAGUGUCACUCAUGUUCAAAGCUGCUGGUGGACCAGAAUCAAUCGGGAAGUUCACAGCUCUUUCCCUUUUGGACUGGUACUACGUGGACAAGGAGAUUAUCUUGGUCAUGGAAAGACCAGUUCCAUCUGUGAACUUCAAACAGUACCUUGAUGCCAAAGGAAGUGCUAUUAAGGAAGAAGAGGCAAAGAUCUACCUGAAGCAAUUAGUGGAUGCAACUGUCAGAAUGCACCAUGAAGAUGUGUUUCACCGGGACAUCCGACCAGAAAAUAUGCUGGUUGAUGGCCAACGUAUCCGCUUGAUGAACUUUGAAUGCGGUACAUUUGCAUGCGCCCCACCAGAAUGGUAUGUACGUGGGAGAUACAAAGCUGGCCCCACUACAGUCUGGCAGCUUGGAGUACUGCUAUACCAGUUGCUGCACGGUUUCAAAGAUAGCUCCUUUGGUAUCCUGGGUGGUAAAAUGCAACUCAAUAGCAACUCGCCAACACAGCUAUCCCAAGACUGCCUCGACUUCUUGCAGCUGUGUCUGGUGAAAUAUCCUGAACAGCGUGCCACCCUUCAGCAGCUACAGCUCCAUCCCUGGCUUACAAAGUCUACCUUACACCAGAACUACACCUUUACCUCACCCUUAUAA